AUGCCUGUCUACGGAUGUCUCUUUCCGGUUCCCGUUCCCGUUCCCGUCAAACUAGUUUACGAGUUUUCAACCACCACGUCAAGUCUUCCAUCGACACAUAAUUUGCAAAGGGCUGGACAGCAAUAUUCAAGACAGCAGUCCCCUUCUCGCAAGAACGCACAUCUAGAAAAGAUGCUAUUUCCCCAAGAUCAAACAACCAUUUCCUUCCCCAAUCAGCAAUCCUCCUGGCAUCAAAAUCGAGAAUCGUCAAUUAAAGCGAAAACGGUCACAAAACGAAGCCACAACCCCUUCUAUUAUUCCUUUUGA
Molecule: messenger RNA, 306 nt
Organism: Botrytis sinoallii
Lineage: Eukaryota; Fungi; Ascomycota; Leotiomycetes; Helotiales; Sclerotiniaceae
Exons: 2
Coding region: 1-306 (101 amino acids)
Source: RefSeq, a predicted model, not a curated record